AACACUAUGGCUGCAGCCUUUCGGUCCUCGAAACGAAGUCUGCCGCAGGUGCUCCGGAAAUCGGUGUAUCCCGGGGUGGGAGGCUCCGGCUCCACUUGCUGCCGCUGUCCUCUCGGAGCUAAAAGAUAUCUACUUUCAGAUAAUAUUGUGAAAUUAAAAGAAUUUCAGCAUAAUAAGGUGGCUGUUGCAUAUCAUAUUCCUGGCACCAAAGAAACCUAUUUUAGAAACUUGGAAGAGAAGUUGACCCAGAACAAGCUUAUCCUGAAGGAAGAAUUAAGAAUCUUGCUUCAUUUGUGUGAGUCCCGGGACGAUGUGGAGCUGGCUAAAAAGGUCAUUUCCAGGUACCACACAGAGAACAGAAAUGUCACUUUGGAGGAAUAUAAGUUUGGACCACUUUUCAUGAGACUGUGUUACGAGUUGGAUCUUGAGGAAUCUGCAGUGGAGCUCAUCAAAGACCAGCAUUUACGAGGUUUCUUCUCAGACUGCACGUCAUUCAAUAUUUUGAUGGAUAUGUUAUUUAUCAAAGGCAAAUAUAAAAGUGCAUUGGAAGUAUUGAUAGAAAUGAAAAACCAAGAUGUGAAGUUCAGCAAAGAUACCUAUGUCCUUGCUUUUGCAAUUUGCUACAAACUGAAUAGUCCCGAAUCUUUUAAAAUCUGUACUACAUUAAGAGAAGAAGCUCUAAUCAAAGGCGAAGUUCUCUCCAGGAGAGCAUAUUGUUUUGUGGUGGCAUUAGCUCUGAAUCAGAACCAGGUGGCAAAAGCUAUGUCCAUGUUUUCUCAAAUCAUGUAUCCAGAAAGCGUAACCUGCACUAAUUUAAAUAUUAUAAUCCAUAUCCAGUCAAAUAUGUUGGAAACCCUUAUAGAGAUACUAAAUAGUGCUGCAGAAGGAAAUUUACCAAAAUUUGUGAAAAAACAUGAGUUCUCAGAGGAAGUGCUGGCCAAAGUGAGAGAAAAAGUGAAGGAUGUGCCCACCCUUGUGGCCAGAUUUGAUGAAAUCUACGGGAAAUUGCACAUAAAUGGCCAGGUCACCACUUACACUUUGGAUGCCCUGCUCUGCCACACCCCCAGGGACAGGAAAUCCCACGUGUUGCCAUUAAACAAGAGGACAGUCAGCCGUCGGACCUUCCAGCCACUCACCCAAUCCCUGUUGGCUGAGUAACCCUAGUUUCAAUUCACCUGUGGGUCUGAGGGGCCUUCUUAUAGUGAGUUUUUAGCUUCCGUUAGAAAUCAGGCAUCGGACUUCAGUGGAUACUAUGCUAACACUUGGUCUCCUACCUAAAUUCCUGAGUUCAUUGAGUAGGGGCAUGCUGAUCUGAGAACUCAGUAUGUUGGUGUCACUGAGAAGAUCUAGACACAGGCAAAGAAGGCUCAACUCCCUCAGAAAAGAGGCUUCCCUGUGUAAACUGCUGAAGGUCCUUGAAGGAACAUAGUCACGGUCUCCGGUCCAGCCUCUGGUACCAGAGUGGAACCCAAUAAGCACCAUCGGGAACAAACUUCAUUAUUAAUGUGAUCAACUCUAACUGAUUUUCAAGGGAGAAGUUACUUGCAAAUUAUACCCUUGCUGAAUUCAGGAGGUCUGAAACCCUAUUCUAGCAUGUUGGGAAGCAGCCCAGGAUGCUCUGCCAUCAUGUUUCUCUUUAACCCUAAACAAGAUCUUGAUGCCUCAUUUUUCCAUCUGCAAAAUAAUAGUACCUAUAUGUAUUUGCAUAUCAAUUGGAAAUUUUUAUUCGCAGUUAAGUAGGGUCAAAUUUUCUCAAAAAUAAGAGAAAUAAAAAGGUUCCUGAGCAACUUUC
Galeopterus variegatus (Sunda flying lemur) is the source of this 1792-nucleotide messenger RNA. It is a transcript of the gene PTCD2, whose product is annotated as pentatricopeptide repeat domain 2. Gene Ontology annotation, molecular function: protein binding; RNA binding. NCBI's taxonomy places the organism in Eukaryota, Metazoa, Chordata, Mammalia, Dermoptera, Cynocephalidae. The record is from RefSeq and is a predicted model, not a curated record. Gene Ontology annotation, biological process: regulation of mRNA processing; mitochondrion organization; multicellular organism development. The transcript has 10 exons. The coding region runs from base 7 to 1158 and encodes 383 amino acids. Gene Ontology annotation, cellular component: mitochondrion.